AUGGUAUUGUAUGUGCUGUAUGUGAAAGCAAACCUUGAGAACAUCGAGACACUGACAGCUCCACCUCUGCACCGUUGGUGUUUGGAUGUAAAAGAACCACGUGGCGAUGAGAAACGGGAAGGUGUAUUUGUAUCGGAUGAGGAGGCAGUGGAAGUGGCUGGGGGACGGAGCGAGGCCCACUUUACCUUAAAGUGGCCGGGAGCCAACAAGCCAUCUCAAUUGACAGUAGUACGUGAUGUGAAGAAACUAACUCGUGACGUGACGGGUGCCGACUCGGAUAAUUUUGUACCUUUUGUGGGUUUUGAAUGCCGUGGAUUAGAGCCUUAUGCGUGGCACCCAGAGAGUGGCUACCGCGUCGUGUCUGCGGGAAGUCAUGCCACUUUUGAGGACGUUGAUUUAAGUGAUGAUUGGGUAGAGUAUGAUAGUGAAGGAGCCCAAGUAGUGGGUAUUUACAAUCUUGAGUGGCAGCUUAAGGUACAAAAGUAG
Molecule: messenger RNA, 486 nt
Organism: Plasmopara halstedii
Lineage: Eukaryota; Oomycota; Peronosporomycetes; Peronosporales; Peronosporaceae
Exons: 1
Coding region: 1-486 (161 amino acids)
Molecular function (GO): zinc ion binding
Source: RefSeq, a predicted model, not a curated record